GCCAGUCUUGCUACAUUUUUUUCGAUGAGCACACGUUUUGUUUUUUUGCGCGGAGUUUUGAAUACAAUUAAUAUUAAAUAAUUAAUGAAUACUCAAAAUGAGUGCGAUAUCGAAAUAAACUACCAUAACGAGAGCAAGCAAUUGAGAAAAUCGAAGCAAAUAGGAGUGCCUGUGUGCUGUAUAAAUGCAAGUGUGUGUGUGUGUUGUGUGUUUGCGUUUGUUUGUGUGUGUGACGAGUGAGUGCGUUAUAAAUAAAACGCCAAGAAGCUGCGUGCAAAAAGUAGACGCCAAGAAAAAUAAAGAAUGUGCCCAAACAACAGUGCAAGAAAAGAAACUGUUUUUAUGCUGAGUUCCGUUGUAUUUUUAAUACAUUUCUAAUUAAUUUUUUUAAUAAAGUAACGAAAGGCGAAAGUGCAUUUCUACAUGUAAAGCUGCAAAAGCUAAAUUUACAAAUAAACGCUUUUUUGCAACUUCGACCUGUAGACUUUAUUUGGAUUAAAGCAGAGGAGUGUUCAGCUUGCAACACGCUGUGUAAUGGAUGCAACAUCAAUAAUAACACAAGUUUCCCGCGAUGAUGAACAAUUGAAUGUCUAUCCAAGCGACAAAGGAGAAGAUGUGGAUCGUUUAAAGCCACAAAAACGAGGAAUUCUACAGUCUUUACUCUGCUGUUGGCGACGAAAUCGAACGAAAACAAACCAGAAUGGCACACAGAUCGACGGUUCGACAACACCGCCGCCCCUACCGGACCAACAAAGGUACCUACUACCUCAAAUUAGGCACUCCGAUAUGCAUAAAAAGUGUAUGGUCAUCGAUUUGGACGAAACUCUAGUGCACAGUAGUUUUAAGCCUAUACCUAAUGCCGAUUUCAUAGUACCAGUGGAAAUCGAUGGCACCAUACAUCAGGUUUAUGUGCUGAAGCGACCCCAUGUCGAUGAAUUUCUGCAAAAGAUGGGUGAACUGUACGAGUGCGUUUUGUUUACAGCAUCACUAGCCAAAUAUGCAGAUCCUGUUGCCGAUCUGCUAGAUAAGUGGAAUGUGUUUCGCGCAAGACUGUUUAGGGAAUCAUGCGUUUAUUACAGGGGUAAUUACAUUAAGGAUCUGAAUCGUUUGGGUAGGGAUUUACAGAAAAUUGUCAUUGUUGAUAAUUCACCGGCCAGCUAUAUCUUUCAUCCCGACAAUGCGGUUCCCGUCAAGUCCUGGUUCGACGAUGUCACCGACUGUGAACUGCGCGAGCUGAUCCCGCUCUUUGAGAAGCUAAGCAAAGUUGAUUCCGUCUAUUCGGUGCUCUGCAAUUCAAACCAGCCGCUGAACAAUCAAACAAGCCAGCAGCAUGAGCUGCAGCAGGUGCCACAGCAGCAGCAGCAGCAGCAGCAGCAACAACAGCAGCAGCAACAACAACAGCAGCAGCAACAGACCAUCUCUGCCACAACAGUUAUUACACAGGCGAGCACACUGUCUGCACCGACCAUGCUGAAUGCCGCACAACAGCAGCAACAGCAAACACAGCAGCAGCAGCAGCAACAGCAGCUGCAGCAGCUAUCAAGUCCGCCCAGCCCACAGAGCGAGCUGCUGCAGAAGACGUAACAUCAGUGGGAAUUAAUGUUUAUAAAUAUAUGAUAAAGUUUAUACAUAUUACGAGACCAAGCUAAAGCAACCAAGCAAAAAGCCUGCAAGAAAAAAAAAAAACACGAAAAACAAUACAUAACCACGCGCCAAGACACACACACACACAGACACAAUAGCAACAUUUCUAAAAAAAAAAAAAAAAAUACAACUAAAAUAUAUAUAUACAUACGAGAAAUCCUUUUUUAUGGCAUUGCAAUGUAACGCCCCUUUUUCUAGACUAAGCUCGAGUUUUUAUUUUUUAAAACUAUUUACAAUGCACAUUUGUUAUUUA
This is a messenger RNA of Drosophila mojavensis, 1897 nucleotides long. It is a transcript of the gene hzg, whose product is annotated as phosphatase Herzog. The transcript is spliced from 6 exons. Bases 535 to 1584 code for a protein of 349 amino acids. Gene Ontology annotation, molecular function: RNA polymerase II CTD heptapeptide repeat phosphatase activity. The record is from RefSeq and is a predicted model, not a curated record. NCBI's taxonomy places the organism in Eukaryota, Metazoa, Arthropoda, Insecta, Diptera, Drosophilidae.